CCGCCGUUGCCAUGGCAGCAGGGCUCCGCGUCCUGGCCGGAAGUCGCGCUGCCAGGCUGUGUGCGGACUGGAGACGAUACCGGGACCCUGCGUCUGAUGUCCUCCAGAGACAGAGCUCAGCUCCCAGGAGCCGGGGGCGGCCUGUGGAACUGCCCCCGUGUGCCCCAGUACAGCCAGGAGACCCAGGAGCUCCUGAGAGUGAUGAUGCAGGAAUCCCGGCUGACCCGCUUCCAGGAGAGACAGAUCGGCGAGAGGCUGCAGAAAGGGGGCGCCCUCCCGCCGCGCUGUCACCCCACCUCCAGCGAAGUACCCAGAGCCCCAGCCGCAGCUCCCAGACCCCAGCCAAGGGCAGGCCCGAGCCCCGCCUUCAAGCCCCAGCGGCGCAGCGCCGAACAGUGUCAGGCCGGAGACAGCUACCAGAGGGAGAGGUUCCGCCCCAGACCCACACGAGACCCGGAGAAGGAGAAGAGGCGUCUGCAGAGCCUGCUGGCCACGGGGCGCGAGGAGCCCGGUCCGCCGCCCCCCCUGCCCGACGCUGCCGGGACAGAAGCUACCCCGGGGAGGGAUCGCUUCCAGGAGGUGCUGGACGAGAUCGAGGAGAGACGGCAGUUCCUGGAGGAGAUGACUGCGCUGGGAAGAGGGAAGGAGUACCAGACCAUCAUCAGCACGGAGAUCUCCCAGAAAAUCCGUGAGCUGGAGCUGAUCGACGGGGCUCGGUGCUCGGAGCUGAGCGCCCUGAGGCAGAGGGGGCAGGAGCAGCCCUGAGUGAGGGGGUCUGGGGGGUCAGCUCGGUCACCCCUUCCUGCCACACAGGUCUGGAGUGGACCAGACAAGCUCCCUCAAGGUGUCAUGACUUAUUCCCCACAAACAAGAGACGUGCGCUCAGCUCUGGACCUUGGGAAAAUUUCCCCCGCUCCACCAACACAGACAGUGGUCCGGCACGCAGCAGCACCACCGGUGAACACAGUUUAGACUGGACUGGACAUCCCACUGAGUCACAGCUCCCAGUACGUGACUCUUACCCUGUACUGUGAGCACAGGGGUCACUUCAAUCGGGGGUCCUAGACCAGUCAGUCUGUUCUUUGUCUAGACGUAUCCUUACACACCCUCAUACACAGACCGACAGGUAAUGGGCUCAAAUUCUCUUCUUCUGGAGACACCGAGAUGUGCGUGAGACACCCAUGAAUGGACUGCAGUGAAGGACCCAGAUACGGUUCAUGACAGAACACAAAAUCGAUUAAAGAUUUAAAACACAA
This is a messenger RNA of Lepisosteus oculatus (spotted gar), 1256 nucleotides long. It is a transcript of the gene c12h22orf23, whose product is annotated as chromosome 12 C22orf23 homolog. NCBI's taxonomy places the organism in Eukaryota, Metazoa, Chordata, Actinopteri, Semionotiformes, Lepisosteidae. The record is from RefSeq and is a predicted model, not a curated record.